Molecule: messenger RNA, 936 nt
Organism: Marasmius oreades (fairy-ring Marasmius)
Lineage: Eukaryota; Fungi; Basidiomycota; Agaricomycetes; Agaricales; Marasmiaceae
Exons: 2
Coding region: 595-936 (113 amino acids)
Source: RefSeq, a predicted model, not a curated record
GUUUCAUGAGCCUCCAGAGCUUGACUAAUAAGAUCUAAUAUCACGAUUGUCGCUCUCAAUAAUCAAGAAGAACAAUCCAAAUUCGAGCUUCCCCUGGCGCUAUAGAUUCUCGUCGCUUGCUAUCUUCCUCGAGUGUCGUUACACAAGAGUUUAGUAUGCAUGUGGUUACGCGGAAGCCGAGCCGCCAAAAUACUGACCAGUUACGCGCUCCAUCCGUCGUGAAACGGGGUUAAAGAACUUGAAGUCCCAUUCCAUCACCGAUAAGGAGCGUGUUCGUGGAACGCUUUCCCUAGGAGAAGGAUGCAUGAUCAGUCUUUUCUUCUUUCGCAUCAUCUGGAGUAGACGGGGCCUUUUCCCUUUUCUCUUGCCAUGGAUUCAGUCCAAUCUUUUCGCCUUUCCGGCCUUUUUAUCUCAGCGUUGUCAGACGAUCACUCUCAAAACCCCAAACACUACUGUGCUUUGAGAUGGAAGGACGGUAUUCGUUGAGAGAACCUCUCCUUAGAUCUCCCGCCAGGCUUCCACACCUUAUGUUUUGGUAGACCAUGACGGAAAUACCAUGAAAGGUUGCCGUGCACCAGAACGAAAAUUGAUGGGAUGUCCUCUUGGCUUGCAUCCCUCCUCAUUCCGACCGGAUUUCCGUUCAAGAGACCUCGUUCUUUGUCUCCACCCGUUUUCGCCUCCGUUUUCGCCUUCUCAGAAAUGGCCAGGAACUCUACCCAGCUGAAAAAGUUGACGUUCACUCAAGCGUCGGGGAAGGGUUCUUUUCCUAAAGACCGUUCUUUCUUGGACUUACUUUCUGUUCAGCAUUUCAAACACGCCUUCCUCCACCUCACGAUAGAGCCCUUCAUCUUUUGCUCUCAUCAUCGUCCAGUUCCGGUGAAGGAAAUCGAUCCUUAUAUCGACUGGCUCACGAACGAGGUUGGUCUCUCGACCUAG